GAUCAGUUUUUAAAAAGUUUUGUUCCCAUUAAUCACUCAGACAUAAAAACAUGGGACAAUAAGAUCCAGAUUGAAAAACACAGAAGUCACCCUUUAACGUUUUUUCUAGUGUUCCCCCCGCUCAGUCUGUUCCCUUGUGAUAUGUGACCAUUGUGUACUGAAUGUCUCGAGUGGGGUCACACCGUGUCCGCAGCCCAGAUUUAUUAAUCAAGCGCACACAGCCCGCGCGCACUUAUCUCCCACACAAUGACCACUGCUGCUGUCUAAUCACAUUCAACAAGUGCGGGGUCAAUUCAUCCCCCAGAUACACUCUUGAACAGGCGGCUGCAGCGCUGAAGCUCUUAAUUGUCAUUAUAAGCAAAGUAUUUCCAUGAGAAAGACGAACAAAGCGCCGUCAUUAUGUUUGCGUUGCCCGGCAACUCCGUGGCUUCCGUCUUCACUAUAUAACAGAGGUGAUGGGUUUGUUGGGUCAGCACUAGUCUGGAGGAGAGGGUUAGAACUCUGCUCCAUAUUACAGAGAGAUCAUAUUCUCCAUGCUGAAGGCUCAGGGGAAGUCCGGAGGGCAAACAGGCACUGAGAUCCUCCUGGAGGCGAUGUCCAAAGAUAAAGUCCACCUGGCCAGGUUCGUCCUGGACGCGCUGGAUGGAGAAAUUGUGGACUCCAAAACAAAGAGCGCACAGACGCCCCUCAUCUCCUCCAUCCUGCUGCCUGACAGUCAGACUCGGUGUAAGUUUGUAGAGCUCCUGCUGCACAGAGGAGCCAAUGUCAACUGUCAGGACGGCAGCGGGCGCACUGCGCUCAGCUACGCCUGUGAGAAAGGCUACCUGGAUGCUGCGAAGAUCCUGGUCCGAAACAAUGCAGACCCGGAGAUUGUGGACGCCUGGGGGAACACCGCGCUAAUGUACGCCGCAGUCGCAGGUCACUCACCUGUGGUGGAGUUUUUGGUGAGAGCUUUCAAGAGGCUGGGUCUUCAGAUAGACAGGCAGAAUAAAGUUGGAAACUCUGCUGUGGAAGUGGCGAAGUUUCUCGGCCACACAGAGUGCAUCUCUGCGCUGACCAACACCUCCAGGAGGGGCCGUGAGGCUGAGGGAGGCGCGCCGGGAUGUGGCGAUGUAAACGACAAGUUUGAGAGGAAAGUUGGACACUUAGUGAAUAAACUCGAGGUGCUUCAGACGUGUGAUCACGCAGAUUGUCAGUUGAUGCAAAACUGCUCUUGGCAACCAAGGCCUCGGAUAAAACAGAGCCGGCUGUCAUCGAUGGACUCUAUAGAGGAGUUUGAAAGAGAGAAUGACGGCUCAUCUUCGCCUCCACCGGAGCUGGUCUUCUCACAAGUCCUAACCCCUAAACCCCCUCAACAUUCUCCCAACUCUAAGCAUGCUAAAACCGGGGAAAGGCUGACCACCUCUGAUGAUCACCUCCCUCCUCUUAAACAGAGCUGCGAGGCGUCAAAAUCUAUGUUCUUCUCCCCCCGGCCCGGCAGAAACACCCGCAAACCCAGCGCGCCCUCAGCUCUGGGCAUCUUACUGGCUCCCAUUCUUACCAACAAAAGUGAGACUGAUCCAGGGGCAGAAAAAUCAAAAAUGCUGGACUUCGGUACGCGCAGAUUUUACGACAACUACUAUCAGAAGAGAUGCAGUCUACCAACCAGUAUCCUCAGCCCCACACCUCCGGACCGCACGCUGGUGCCCGCGCGUAAAUCCAAAACCAUCAGGAGGCGCGAUGCGUCUCCCUGCAAGGCUGAGCCUCCUCUGUUCACCGCACCCACCGCCGCUCCUUCAAACAGCACCUUCUCGGUGUUGAGCAACAAACUCUUACGCCGAUUCACCUCCCCGGAGAUUAAGAAGGACGCGAAAGAGUUGGAGAGCAAUCAGAUGUUCACGUCAGGACGCAUUCCGCGGUCAGAAACUUUCCCUCAGGACAUGAAACAUCUGCAGGUGGGCAGUAAACCCAGCAUCGACAGCAUCAGCAACGUCAAGUGUGAGUUUGACACUCAGUUUAAAAUUCCAAACUGUUAGAAACCAAAGUGCGCCAUGCGUAAAAAGUGUUUGUACUCAUCCGCCACUAAUUUACCGAACAGAGCUACAUCAGAGCGAUAAUCUGUUCCAAUCAGUUUCGCUAAAUUACCCUCCAAAUGUGUUUUGUGAUCCUCGGUGACCUUCAAACCUCUUCUCCUUACUGCACAACAACAAAGUGUUAACAAUACAUCCGCCCUGCAAAAGUUACCAACGCCACCAACUGAAGAAAACAGGGAGUAAAAACGACACUAAAUGUUUUUAACUGCAACUGAAUCAGUGAAAAAUCAACAGAAGCUCAAACUAAUUUGCGUAAACUGUGCCAGCAGCUGCCAGCUGGACACUGCAGCACAGAGUGAAACGCAAAACUUGUAGUUUCAGUGUAUAAAGGUCGCUCCUGUGUUCAGCAGCAUUUGCCACUCCCUUCAGAGUGGGUGGGGGUUGCAUCGAAGGUGGAGGGGUGAUAAUAAAUUAUUUAACUGUGCUGCAUGUUUCUGUAUCUCAAAGAAAAAAAGAGGCACUCAAUCAGAGAGCAUCACAGUGAACAGUAUUUACAUUAAAAAAAAAAAAAAAAGAUUCAUGUCAGAUCUUAGAGUCGUUUUUGUUCUCUGGUUUGGGUUUUGGUGAGCACACUUAUACUGGGUAAUUAGUAUCACGAUUCCUAUGAAGCAAGGCUGCAAUGUGAGGCAGUUUCAUUUGUGUCAUAACUUCUAAAACGCCUCUAAAUAUCCUUCACACUCUCUACAAUACCCAUUUAUAUAUCGCUCCAUCAGAUAUACAUUUAAAAAAAAUAGUCUGUAUGUGAG
Messenger RNA from Epinephelus moara (kelp grouper), 2818 nucleotides. RefSeq names its product inversin-A-like. Bases 534 to 2015 code for a protein of 493 amino acids. The record is from RefSeq and is a predicted model, not a curated record. Gene Ontology annotation, molecular function: protein binding. NCBI's taxonomy places the organism in Eukaryota, Metazoa, Chordata, Actinopteri, Perciformes, Serranidae. The transcript has a single exon.